ACAUUUCAGUUCUAGUGAAACCACCGGCUGGUUUGGUUUAGUGGCGCUCUCGUCUUCUUGUUGCAACUUCGUAAGGAAAAUAAAGUGUAGUCGUGAUGUCGAUGCUACGUUUGAUUGGUGCUGAGGCCCGCCUUUUGGCCAAGCGUGCCUAUUCUUCAGCCGCACCCACCACCAAAAUGUUCAUUGAUGGCAAAUUCGUGGAUUCCAAGACUAGCGAUUGGAUUGAUUUGCAUGAUCCAGCCACCAAUGAGGUCGUUUCGCGUGUUCCCAAGUGCACCAAGGACGAGAUGCAAGCUGCUUUGGAAUCCAAUAAGAAGGCCUUUAAAUCGUGGUCCAACACUUCGAUUUUGUCCCGCCAACAGGUCAUGUUCAAAUUGCAGGCCUUGAUCAAAGAAAAUAUGGGUGAAUUGGCCAAGAACAUUACCAAGGAGCAGGGUAAAACUUUGGCCGAUGCUGAGGGUGAUGUUUUGCGUGGCUUGCAGGUUGUUGAACACUGCUGCAGCAUUCCCUCGUUGCAAAUGGGUGAGACCGUGGCCAAUGUUGCCCGCGAUAUGGAUACCUACUCUUUGGUUUUGCCUCUAGGUGUGGUGGCCGGUAUUGCUCCCUUCAACUUCCCCGCCAUGAUUCCCUUGUGGAUGUUCCCUGUGGCCAUUACCUGCGGCAACACCAUGUUGUUGAAGCCCUCCGAACGUGUUCCCGGCUCCACCAUGAUGUUGAUGGAAUUGCUCAACGAAGCCGGCUGCCCUCCAGGCGUUGUCAAUGUCAUCCAUGGCCAACAUGAUGCUGUCAACUUUAUCUGCGAUGCCCCUGAAAUCAAGGCUGUUUCCUUUGUGGGCUCCGAUCAGGCUGGCAAAUACAUCUACGAACGUGCCGGCAAGAAUGGCAAGCGUGUCCAGAGCAACAUGGGAGCCAAGAAUCAUGGUGUCAUCAUGGCUGAUGCCAACAAGGAAAACACUUUGAAUCAAUUGGCUGGUGCCGCUUUUGGUGCUGCCGGUCAACGUUGCAUGGCCUUGUCCACCGCCGUCUUUGUGGGUGAAGCCCAAAAAUGGAUCCCCGAUUUGGUUGAACGUGCCAAGAAAUUGAAGGUCAAUGCCGGCCAUGUUCCCGGAACUGAUGUGGGCCCCGUUAUCAGUGCCCAAUCCAAGAAACGCAUUAACGAAUUGGUUGAGUCUGGAGUCAAACAAGGCGCCAAAUUGGUGUUGGAUGGACGUUCCCACAAGGUUCAAGGCUAUGAAAAUGGUUACUUUGUUGGACCCACCAUUUUGUCUGAGGUCACCCCCGAUAUGACCUGCUACAAGGAGGAAAUUUUCGGCCCCGUCUUGGUCAUCCUCAAUGCCGACACCAUCGAUGAUGCCAUCCAAAUGAUCAACAACAACCCCUAUGGCAAUGGUACUGCCAUUUUCACCACCAACGGUGCCACCGCCCGCAAAUUCGUCAACGAAAUUGAUGUCGGCCAAGUCGGUGUCAAUGUACCCAUCCCCGUGCCCCUGCCCAUGUUCUCCUUCACCGGUACCCGCGGCUCCUUCCGUGGCGAUCACCACUUCUAUGGCAAACAAGGUGUCAAAUUCUACACCCAAACCAAGACAGUGACACAAUUGUGGCGUGAGACUGAUGUUAGUCAUACCCAAGCCGCUGUGGCCAUGCCUACCAUGAAGUAAAGUUGCCUUAUGAUAUCAGGGGGGGAUUUGAGGGGCUGUAAUCUAAGGUCUUCCAUUUGUGUAUAAGUAUCCAAAGUAAAUAAAAACAAAAAAUUAUAUUUUCUUUUUUUUUAAAUAUGCAAAUGUUCUUACUAUGGCUGCUUAUUUCGAGAACCUUGAUUUUUCCCCUUCAAAAACAAAAAAAAAAAAAACAUGAUUACCAAGUUCAGUGCAUUUAUUAAAUUUAAUUUAACGAAAAACAAAGUCCUAUAAACUUGAGUAUUAGUCUAAGAAAUUUUAUUGUAUAUGAAUAAAAUAGAAGUCAAUAGAGUAAACCAUUUGUGAAUGGUUGAAUAAAAUAAACAAACAAACAAAAAUAAAACCAAAUAAAAACAAACUUUUGAAGGAAAAUGAAAAAUAUUUAAAUCAAA
Stomoxys calcitrans (stable fly) is the source of this 2068-nucleotide messenger RNA. Its product is annotated as probable methylmalonate-semialdehyde dehydrogenase [acylating], mitochondrial. Gene Ontology annotation, cellular component: mitochondrion. Gene Ontology annotation, biological process: thymine catabolic process; L-valine catabolic process. NCBI's taxonomy places the organism in Eukaryota, Metazoa, Arthropoda, Insecta, Diptera, Muscidae. The transcript is spliced from 3 exons. Gene Ontology annotation, molecular function: malonate-semialdehyde dehydrogenase (acetylating, [NAD(P)+]) activity; methylmalonate-semialdehyde dehydrogenase (acylating, NAD+) activity. The record is from RefSeq and is a predicted model, not a curated record. Bases 96 to 1658 code for a protein of 520 amino acids.